Messenger RNA from Trypanosoma brucei brucei TREU927, 741 nucleotides. RefSeq names its product proteasome subunit alpha 5. Bases 1 to 741 code for a protein of 246 amino acids. NCBI's taxonomy places the organism in Eukaryota, Euglenozoa, Kinetoplastea, Trypanosomatida, Trypanosomatidae. Gene Ontology annotation, cellular component: proteasome core complex; nucleus; proteasome core complex, alpha-subunit complex. The record is from RefSeq and is a predicted model, not a curated record. Gene Ontology annotation, biological process: proteasome-mediated ubiquitin-dependent protein catabolic process. The transcript has a single exon.
AUGUUCUCCUCCAAAACCGAGUAUGACCGUGGCGUUAACACCUUUAGCCCAGAGGGUCGCAUUUUCCAAAUUGAAUACGCCAUCGAGGCAAUCAAGUUGGGAAGCACAAGCUUGGGAAUUCAAACCCCCGAUGCUGUUAUCAUUGCUGCCGAGAAGCGGGUGCCAUCAACACUGGUUGAUCCGUCAAGUGUAAAUAAGAUCCUGGAAAUCGAUCAUCAUAUCGGGACCGUUCUUAGUGGCAUGGUGGCGGAUGCGAGAAUACUUGUGGACCAUGCGCGUGUGGAGGCACAAAAUCACCGUUUCACCUAUGAUGAGCCGAUGAGCGUUGAAUCGUGUGCCUUGGCGACGUGCGACCUGUCAGUUCAGUUUGGUGAAAGCGGGGGACGGAAGAAACUCAUGUCGAGGCCCUUCGGUGUCUCAUUAUUGAUUGCCGGUGUUGACGAAAACGGACCCCAGCUUUGGCAAACAGACCCGAGCGGCACUUAUACACGUUACGAUGCUCAAGCAAUCGGUGGUGGUGCCGAGGCUGCUCAAACUGUUUUCAGUGAGCGUUAUCAUCGGAACAUGACAGUUGAGGAGGCAGAGAAUCUCACCGUGCAGAUUUUACGGCAGGUGAUGGAAGAGAAGCUAACGAAGACCAGCGUUGAAAUUGCAAUUGUUCCGGUUUCCACUGGGCGGCUUCAAAUAUAUGACCAGGAACAGAUACAGCGGAUCAUUGAUCGGCAGGCCGAGGAAAAUUAA